Molecule: messenger RNA, 1002 nt
Organism: Kogia breviceps (pygmy sperm whale)
Lineage: Eukaryota; Metazoa; Chordata; Mammalia; Artiodactyla; Physeteridae
Gene: A3GALT2
Product: alpha 1,3-galactosyltransferase 2
Biological process (GO): carbohydrate metabolic process
Cellular component (GO): vesicle; membrane; Golgi apparatus
Molecular function (GO): hexosyltransferase activity
Source: RefSeq, a predicted model, not a curated record
AUGGCUCUCAGGCAAGGACUCAGGGCCUGGAAGAGAAUCUUGUUCCUAUCUGCACUUGGCCUCUUAGGGCUGCUCCUGCACGGGCUCCCUGUAGUCAGGCACCUGGGAGUCCUCACCCCCAUGGGUGUCUGCCCUUUGGCCAGAAUGCCCCUGCUGAGAGACAACUUCACAGGUCCCCUGCAUCCUUGGGCCCGGCCUGAAGUCCUGACCUGUACCUGCUGGGGGGCCCCCAUUAUUUGGGAUGGCACCUUCGACCCAGAUGUGGCCCAGCAAGAGCCUGUCCAGAACCUCACCAUUGGUCUGACUGUCUUUGCUGUAGGCAGAUACCUGGAGAAGUACCUGGCGUGCUUCCUGGAGACGGCCAAGCAGCACUUGAUGGUGGGCCAGCGCGUGGUGUACUACGUGUUCACCGAGGGCCCGACCACAGUGCCCCGCACACGGCUGGGCCCGGGCCGCAGGCUACGUGUGGCGCGCGAGAGGCGCUGGCAGGAUGUGCCCAUGGUGCGCAUGCGCGCGCUGCACGCAGCGCUGGGCGGGCGGCUGGGCCGCGAGGCGCGUUUCGUGCUCUGUGUGGACGUGGACCAGCACUUCAGCGAGGCUUUCGGGUCUGAGGCGCUAGCCGAGUCGGUGGCAGAGCUGCUCGCCUGACACUACCCUUGGCGGAGGCGGCUGCUGCCCUUUGAGCGGGACGCGCGCUCGGCCGCCACACUGGGCCUGGGCGAGGGCGACUUCUACUACCACGCGGCAGUGUUUAGGGGCAGCAUGGCGGCUCCGCGGCAGCUGAUGGCCUACUGCGCGCGGGGCCUGCGACGGGACCGCGCGCGCGGCCUAAAGGCGCGCUGGCACGACUAGAGCCACCUCAGCAAGUCCUUCUGGCUGCACAAGCCCGCCAAGCUGCUGUCGCCCGAGUUCUGCUGGAGCCACGACGUCGGCCGCCGGGCCGAGAUCCGCCGCCCCCAACUGCUCUGGGCGCCCAAGGAGUACGUCCUGCUGCGCAGCUAG